Messenger RNA from Plasmodium cynomolgi strain B, 3138 nucleotides. Its product is annotated as WD-repeat protein p103. NCBI's taxonomy places the organism in Eukaryota, Apicomplexa, Aconoidasida, Haemosporida, Plasmodiidae. Gene Ontology annotation, molecular function: protein binding. The transcript is spliced from 2 exons. Gene Ontology annotation, cellular component: Pwp2p-containing subcomplex of 90S preribosome; small-subunit processome. The record is from RefSeq and is a predicted model, not a curated record. Gene Ontology annotation, biological process: ribosomal small subunit assembly; maturation of SSU-rRNA from tricistronic rRNA transcript (SSU-rRNA, 5.8S rRNA, LSU-rRNA). The coding region runs from base 1 to 3138 and encodes 1045 amino acids.
AUGCUGAACUACAGUCUAAGCAACAUCUGCGGGUGCGUGUACACCGGGGGGAAAAUCCGCUUCAGCGGUGAUGGCAACACUCUCUUUGUGCCAGUGAACAACCGAAUUAAUGUCUACGAUCUGAGCGACAAUAAAUGCAACACGCUAAAAUCGGAAAGUAAGAAUGAUUUGAGACAUAUCGUAAUUCAUCCCAAUAUGGAAAUAGCCAUAACGAUUGAUAAGUUCGAGUACGGGUGCAUAUUGAAUUUGUUAAAGGAUCAGAUUAUAUCUCGAAUACUUUUCAAGUCGAAGACAGGGAUCGUGACAUCUUUUAACUACGAGAGUAUGUAUUCUCCUCAGGAGGAACAAGACUCUGUGAAUUGCGCCUUGUUCACACACAGGGGAGAGUACUUCCUACUUGGAAUCGGGAGGAGAGUCGUCAUAUGGAAAAGUCCCAAUAGGAAGAAUAACUACAGACUGGUUAAAUACAACGAUAUUUGCUACCACUCGUUGAAUGUGACAUGGAUUGAUGUGUCGGAGGAUGACCGUUUCUUUUUGACCUGCUCGUAUGACUUGACUAUUCGGAUCCACACUGUGGAAAAGAGGCGGAAGGUGCGGCCUACCGUUUUGGGCGGGAACAAGAGCACCAUUGUGGCGGCUUUUUUUUCCAAGGGCGGGGAGUUCAUCUUUAGUGUGAAUCAGUCGGGCCUGAUUUUGGUCUGGUCCUACGAGGAGGCGAUGAGCGAAGAGGUGGGAGGAGCGGCGGGUGAGGCGGGGGGAGAAGCGAUGAACGAAGCGACCGGCGAUGGGACAGAGGAAUCGCCUGAACAGCCUGAACAGCCGGAACAGCCGCUAUCCACAGCGUCGGCCCCCACCAAGGCGUUCGCGAGGAGGUGGCGGCAGAAGAAGGUCUACUUCUGCAACCAGGAGAAGAAUGAAGAAGUGACGAGCGUGUGCUUCAACCGGGAGCACUCCCUAGUGGUGAUCGCCUACUCGAGCGGGCGCUUCGGGAUCUACAGCGCACCGGACAUGACCUCCCUCUACACAAUAAGCAUAAACGCCAGCACAAUAGAUGACAUUACGAUCAGCAACGAUGGACAGUGGAUAGCCCUCGCGGAGGCGAACAACGGAACGGUGAUAGUUUGGGAGUGGAAAAGUGAAAGUUACAUCAUGAAGCAGAGUACCACGAGUAGGAAUGUCAGAUGUGUGAAAUUCUCUCCAAUCAUUAGCCACCUCAAGAUAGGGAGUCACAUCGUAGAAACAGCAAAUGCAUACCAUGAGAGUGAAAAUUUUACUAGCAAAUUUGUUAUCGUCACGGGGAGUGAAGAUGGGAGUAUUCGGUUAUACGAUUAUGUGAGUUAUAUGAAUUUUGUUACUUUUUCUGUCCACACGGAUGCAGUGACUGAUGUGUGUUUCCUUCCUCAGGGGAAUGCAUUCGUGUCGUGUUCUUUGGAUGGGACAGUGCGGGCGUUUGACCUGUUGAGAUAUCGUAAUUUUAAGGUGCAGUUCCUAUGUGUGAGUGUGAACCUAAGUGGGAAUAUCGUCGCUGCAGGGGGUCGAGGUAGCGAGUAUGUAGUGUACAUAUGGAAUGUACAAACAGCUAAAUGUAUCGAUAAGCUGUACGGACAUAACUCUCCAAUUAUGAAGGUUUGUUUCAGUACGAGUCUUAAAAACGAAGGCAUAAUAGCAAGCUGCUCCUGGAGCAAGAAGGUGCUACUAUGGGAUCUAUACGCACGAAGGAAUAAAGGAAGCAAAUUCGACGAGAUGGUCAAUUCACACGACGUUUCUUUUAUGUGUUUUGAUCCGAGAGGAAAUGAUAUACUAGCUAUAUGCACCAUGAGUUGUAAAAUUAUUUUUUGGGAUGUACAAUCGCAGGAAAUAAUUGGGACGGUGGAAGGAGCGAGGGAUAUUAAAAGGGGCCACUACAUUGGACAGCAAUACUCAGCCAUUCCUAGGAUGAAGAAGCGGAAGAAAAUAAUGCAUGGUAGGCAUGACGAAAAUGGAAAGCAUGCUGACUCUGUGUACGAGGAUGAAUUGGAAGAUGAAGGGAUAAACUCUGUGGUGAAUCAGAACUGCUACUUCACUGCUGUGGAUUACAUACAAAAUGGGAACUACAUCAUUGGUUGCGCCAAUUGUAGUGUCUCCUUGUACAUCUACGAUACGAACCUGUACGUAUUGAUGAAAAUAAUUGAUUUGACUUCAAACUACUGUGUGGAUGGGAUCAGGAGGGAGUACUCAAGGAGGUACCUGACUGCUCAGGGUAGCAAUAUUUGUGAGUUCGACCUAAGUGAUGAGGAAGGAGAUCUAUACAUCGACAAGUACAGAAUCGCUAAUAGGAAAAAAAAGAACAGCAUGCUACCUGGCAGCUUGGAGGAACAUUGGAUGGUGAACAGAUUUAAGAAACACAAACUUACGUUAAAUCGAUUGAGCAUCUCAGGUGACGAUCGACACGUGGCUGUUGCGUGUAGUGUCGGUCUAUACGUUUUUACGAAGGACCACCAGUUUCAAUACGUCGUUCCGGUUAGGUUGUGUUCAAAGAACGGGGAUGGCAAGCACAUAACUUCGGGGGGUAACGGUGGCUACCGAGGACUUGUGGCUCCUCUACUGUACGAACCGCAAUACUUAACAGAGCAUGUGAAUGUGAGAAAUUUGAAGAUGGCCGUGAGGAGGAAUGAGUAUGUGAAGGCAUUCCUCCUGUGUUUGGCUUUAAAUAGCUAUGAACACAUAGUGGAGGUGUAUGAGAAGACCCCCUACCAUGUGGUUCCCCUGUGCGUGAAGAUACUGACCAAGCCGUUUGUCUUUUUACUGAUUAAUUUCAUUAAAGUGCUGCUCCUUAACGAUACGAUGAAGCAUAUCCACCUGCACUUGUGUUAUUUGAAUGCCAUUUUUACGAGUCACUUUAGCGUUUUCGUGAAUACAGACAUGGGGGGUCAGUCUUCCCGGGGCGGAAGCACUAAGCAGGGGAAGCAGCAGCAGGGGAAGCAGCAGGAGCAGCAGCAGGGCGGCGGGGCUAGGGUAGUUUCUCCCCACGGGGUGGAGGACCACCGGAACGCGCUGCUGCUCAUCCUGAAGCAGCUGUUCACGGUGUACAGCGGGCUGCAGCACCUGUACGGCGAUAACACCCACGUGCUGCGCUACCUCUGCGCGCAGCGGCCCUAG